CUCAAGCAGCUGAUUUUCUCUGCCUGUUUCGUGAAAUAAAUAUAUAUCAAUAACAGGUUAACGACCAUCUUAGUAAGUAGUAAAUACAAGCAAAGACAUUUUCCUGGAAAUUACAGUGAAUUGGUUGAAGUCCAACCACGGAAAUGGCGUUGUGUUUUGUUGUGUUACUCCGAUCACUAGCAGUAGCAGAUAAACGGGUUUCAACUUGGGAAAAAGCAGAAAGAAAAACAAAAAAGAUUCAUUCUCCAAUGAUUCCGAAAUACAUUGAAUUAGUGAUUCUUGUUUCCUCUCUUUGUCUAGUUUCACAAGUUUGCUAUGCCGACCCUCCUUUUGAGAUUUGCUCCAGCCAUGAAAAUGGGAGCACCUUCCAGAACAAUCUAAACAACCUUCUCCAAUCCCUACCGUCCAAUGCAUCAGCCUCUAAGUUCUAUAACACAUCAUAUGGGAACACCACAGAAAGAGUGUAUGGGCUCUACAUGUGCCUUGACUUCAUCUCAAGCAAGGGUUGCCAGAACUGCAUAGCCACCGCAAUAGAGGACAUCCUCAAACUCUGUCCCCAAUCACAAGAAGCUGUUCUUUGGGAGGAGAGCUGUCAGAUACGUUAUUCCAAUACCAACUUCAUCGGCACGCUGAAUGACACAGGGAACAUAGGCAAAGACAAUGUUCAAAAUGUGUCAGAACCACACAAAUUUCAGUCUUCUGUGGACCAGAUGCUGAGUAAUCUUUCGGCCACCGCAGCCUUUAAUGUUUCGGCAAACAUGUAUGCCACCGGAGAAGCUCCCUUUGGAGAUGAAACAAUAUAUGCCUUAGUGCAGUGCACAAGAGAUUUAUCAUCCAAUGAUUGCAGCAAGUGCCUCAAAAGUGCUAUGAGAGACAUACCAAGUUGUUGCUAUGGCUCCAUCGGUGCCAGAGUCCUGAGCCGCAGUUGUUACCUCAGAUAUGAAUUUUAUCCCUUCUAUCUUGGUGCCACAGGGCCGUUAAGUCCUUCACCCCACACAAAUCAAGGCAAAAAUAGUUCAAGGUCGAGCAAAGUAUGGAUUAUUACGGGAAUUGCGGUUGCACUUGUCCUAUGCUUGACAAUUAUUUUCAUUUAUUGCAUGUACUUUACACGGAACAAGAAAACACACAAGCGGGAUGAAGCAGUGUUCCAUCAUCCAGAUUUUCCACGAUUACAUGGCGUAAUAUCCGAGGACUCCCCUUAUAUUGAUUUUGGAUCACUUUGUGUUGCUACCAAAAACUUUUCUGAUUCAAAUAAACUUGGACAAGGUGGCUUUGGUCCAGUUUACAAGGGGAUUCUAAGCAAUGAGCAGGAGGUAGCAAUCAAGAGGCUCUCAACCUGUUCUGAGCAGGGCUCAGAGGAAUUCAUAAACGAGGUUCUGCUCAUAAUGAAGCUUCAACACAAAAAUCUUGUAAAGCUUCUUGGAUUUUGUGUAGAUGGGGAAGAGAAGCUUCUUGUAUAUGAAUAUUUGCCCAACGGUAGCCUUGAUGUACUCCUUUUCGAUCCCAACCAACGUGCAACGCUGGUUUGGACGAAACGCCUUGAUAUAAUAGAAGGAUUAGCAAAAGGAAUUCUUUAUCUUCACGAAGAUUCUCGACUUAAAAUUAUCCAUAGAGACCUAAAAGCAAGUAAUGUGUUGUUAGACUCUGACAUGAAUCCAAAGAUCUCAGACUUUGGAAUGGCAAAAAUAUUCGCAGGGAAUGAGGGCGAAGCUAACACGGCUACAAUAGUUGGCACAUAUGGAUACAUGGCACCGGAGUAUGCUAUGGAGGGACUAUAUUCCAUAAAAUCUGAUGUUUUUGCAUAUGGAGUACUAGUUCUUGAGAUCAUUACAGGGAAGCAUAACGCAGGCUUCUUCCACUCUAAAAGUACUCCUAGUCUUCUAACAUAUGCAUGGCAUCUAUGGAAUGAGGGGAAGGGACUAGAGUUAAAGGAUCCCUUGUUAGGUGAUUCAUGCCAAGAAGAUGAGUUCUUGAGAUGCAUGAAUAUUGGACUGCUGUGUGUUCAAGAAGAUGCAUAUGAUAGGCCAAGCAUGUCUUCUGUUGUUCUAAUGUUGAAGAAUGAAUCAGCAAUGGUUGGCCAACCAGCGCGACCACCUUUCUCAGUAGGGAAAUUCAAUGACAAUGAUGGGCUGCACCCACACUCUAAACAAUGCUCUAUCACUUUCUUAACUGAUUCUGACAUAUUAUUGCCUCGUGACUGAAGUUUAAACUUCUUGUGUAUUGUGGUAUUGAAAUGUUCGUGAGUUAGUUAUAGAAUUCUGAAUUCUGAUGGUUUCAAACUACCGGUACUAUCACAUUUUCUCGAACUUCUCUGAGCUACGUCUAAAUAUAAUAAAACUUGGUUUAGUUUCGAGUAGGUUGCCCUUCUACCAGUUAUGCAAUAUACUUAUUAGUUAGCAACUUAGCAUUAAUAUAUUUUGAAUAUAUAGUAUUUAAAAUAUGGUAGCGGAUUGUGGGUGUUGGGAUGGGAUAGAAUGGGUAUGGAACUUUUCAGUGGAGGGAAGAGUUAUUCUAAUGGAAACUUGAGUUGCUCAAUCAAUUCCAUAACCGAUUGCGACUUGUAAGAAUGUCGCCUAGUACAGAGGAUACAAUUGUAUGGAAUUUUGAUAAAACAGGUAUAUAUUCUACAAAUUUUUUUGUGCAGGUGCGGCAGAAAGAGAUUCUCCCAGAAGACAUCACAAGCUAUAGUUUUACUAGAGAGGAUUGGUUCUUCCAAGAAUAGAGCUUUUUGCAUAGUUUGUCCUAAUAGGCAGGAUCAACACUAAAAAGAGACUGAGUAGGCUAGGAAUCAUACCACAUAGCGAUAAGAUUUGUAUUUUGUGUAAAAAUGAAAUAGAAUUUGUGCACCAUUUAUUUUUUGGCUGUGAAUUUACUUUGCAGGUGUGGUGCGCUUGGUUGACGAGUGCAGACAGAGCUUGGGUUAUUCCGGAGACUGUCAAAGAACUGUUUGAGAGUUGGAUGGAAGUGGUAGAUAGGAUUCUUUGCGGUUAUCUAGAACAUCUGGUUAGAACGGAAUAGCAGAAUCUUCCAGAAAUUGGAGACAAGUGUUGAUGGAAUCAAGAAUAAGUCGUUUCUGAGUUAUAAGGAAUGGUGUGGCGUUGAUCCAUUUAGUUGUCGAUGGCAAUGCCGGAGAUGACAACGGAUUCUACCUCAGAGUUAUGUAUCUUUAUUUUGGUUUCUCUGUUGUUAUCUUGUUCAUACUUGCUCCACUUUAAUGUGUUAAGCUCUCUUUCUUCAAAAAAAGUAUCUAUGUUUAGGUGAAUUCUAUCGUACCCUCUCUAAAAUAAAGGGUAAAUUACCCCUUGUAAUAUAUAUAUUGAAAGUGAUUCACCAGAUGAGUUUUA
Messenger RNA from Arachis stenosperma, 3344 nucleotides. Its product is annotated as cysteine-rich receptor-like protein kinase 10. The transcript has 7 exons. Gene Ontology annotation, molecular function: ATP binding; protein kinase activity. The record is from RefSeq and is a predicted model, not a curated record. The coding region runs from base 144 to 2201 and encodes 685 amino acids. Gene Ontology annotation, biological process: protein phosphorylation. Lineage: Eukaryota; Viridiplantae; Streptophyta; Magnoliopsida; Fabales; Fabaceae.